AUGAAGUUCGCUUUUGUUCUUUUCUUAGUUCUUCUAUCAGCGAUGACAAUGGCAACAACUAAAAAUGUACAAGCAAACCGUCAAUUACCUAAAGAAGCUCAUCAGUUUAUGUUGCAACAUGAAGUGUCGUUGCAUGCUCAACAACCACAAGGUCUUGAUAAUUGUAAGAAAGAGUGUACAAAGUGUAAC
Messenger RNA from Eruca vesicaria subsp. sativa (arugula), 189 nucleotides. NCBI's taxonomy places the organism in Eukaryota, Viridiplantae, Streptophyta, Magnoliopsida, Brassicales, Brassicaceae. The record is from the annotation of a GenBank genome assembly.